CUUCUGCUCGAAGGGCCAAGGGCACGAGCCAGUAUUGUGGCAUUUUUUGAUUCCCUUCUCUAAUAGAUGCCCAGUAUAUAAACGAGGAGACGCUCAAUGCAUAUCGUCAGUCGCUCCGUUAGUCCUCCUCCAUCAUGAAGCACGUCAUUCUUGCAGUGUUCGUCGCCGCAGCGUUUGCUGCCCCUCAGUCAACCAGAUACGAAGCCCCUGCUGCUUCUUCGACCAGAGCCGACUCAGGAGAACGCGUGGCCAUUCUGAGGGACGAGAGAAUCAUGGAGGAAGACGGAAGAUUCAACGUCGAAUUCGAGGCCGAAAACGGAAUCCACUUCGCCAAGGCUGGCUCACCUGACGCAGCAAAUGGGGCAGUCAUCCAGGCUGGCCAGUACUCAUACACUGCUCCCGACGGCACUCCUGUCCUGGUCAAGUUCGUAGCCAACGAAAACGGCUUCCAGCCCGAGUCCAACCUUCUGCCAGUGGCUCCCGAAUUCCCCCACCCGAUCCCUCAGUUCGUCCUCGACCAGAUCGCCUUCGCCGCUGAGGAAGACGCCCGACGGGCUCGCGAAGGAUCCUUUGAAACUAGGGAUUCCAUCCGUACCCCAUCCAGGACCUACGGAAGUCCCCAGUGAUCAUCCAGAUGAAGAAAACAGACUGUCUAUCAAUGCCGAAAAUCUAGUUGUUAUUUAUAUUUAUUCGUAACGUAAGCAAUAAAGCACAUCAGACGAA
Molecule: messenger RNA, 723 nt
Organism: Macrobrachium nipponense
Lineage: Eukaryota; Metazoa; Arthropoda; Malacostraca; Decapoda; Palaemonidae
Product: cuticle protein AMP1A-like
Exons: 3
Coding region: 135-626 (163 amino acids)
Cellular component (GO): chitin-based extracellular matrix
Molecular function (GO): structural constituent of chitin-based larval cuticle
Source: RefSeq, a predicted model, not a curated record